Mesoplodon densirostris (Blainville's beaked whale) is the source of this 1140-nucleotide messenger RNA. NCBI's taxonomy places the organism in Eukaryota, Metazoa, Chordata, Mammalia, Artiodactyla, Ziphiidae. The record is from the annotation of a RefSeq genome assembly.
AUGACCAACAUUCGAAAAACACACCCACUAAUAAAAAUCAUUAAUAAUGCAUUCAUUGACCUCCCUACUCCAGCAAAUAUUUCCUCAUGAUGAAAUUUCGGCUCCUUACUCGGCCUCUGCCUAAUUAUACAAAUUCUCACAGGACUAUUCCUGGCAAUACACUACACACCAGACACCACAACAGCCUUUUCAUCUGUUACACAUAUCUGCCGAGACGUUAACUAUGGCUGAAUUAUCCGAUAUCUACAUGCAAAUGGAGCUUCUAUAUUUUUUAUCUGCCUUUAUGCACAUAUUGGACGUGGUCUCUACUACGGCUCUUAUAUCUUCCAAGAAACAUGAAAUAUCGGAGUAAUCUUACUCUUUACAGUUAUAGCCACUGCAUUUGUAGGCUAUGUCCUACCAUGAGGACAAAUAUCCUUCUGAGGUGCAACUGUCAUUACCAAUCUCCUAUCCGCCAUUCCCUACAUCGGCACUACCCUAGUCGAAUGAAUCUGAGGUGGUUUUUCCGUAGACAAAGCCACAUUAACACGCUUCUUCGCUUUUCACUUCAUCCUCCCCUUUAUUAUCCUAGCCCUAACAAUGGUCCACCUACUAUUCCUUCAUGAAACAGGAUCUAACAACCCUACAGGAAUCCCAUCUGACAUAGACAAAAUUCCAUUUCACCCUUAUUACACAAUCAAAGAUAUUUUAGGGGCCCUACUAUUAAUUCUAGCCCUACUUAUACUAACCUUAUUUGCGCCUGACCUACUAGGAGACCCCGAUAAUUACACCCCAGCAAACCCACUCAACACUCCAGCACACAUCAAACCAGAAUGAUAUUUUCUAUUUGCAUACGCAAUCCUACGAUCAAUCCCCAACAAACUAGGGGGCGUCCUAGCCUUACUACUCUCAAUUCUCAUUCUAUUAUUUGUCCCCCUACUUCAUACAUCUAAACAACGAAGCAUAAUAUUCCGACCCUUCAGCCAAUUCCUUUUCUGACUGCUAAUCGCAGAUUUUCUAACUUUAACAUGAAUUGGAGGACAACCUGUAGAACAUCCUUAUAUAAUCAUAGGUCAACUAGCAUCCAUCCUAUACUUUCUCUUAAUUCUAGUACUAAUACCAAUAGCUAGCCUCAUCGAGAACAAACUAUUGAAAUGAAGA